Blumeria graminis f. sp. triticale is the source of this 1416-nucleotide messenger RNA. Lineage: Eukaryota; Fungi; Ascomycota; Leotiomycetes; Helotiales; Erysiphaceae. The record is from the annotation of a GenBank genome assembly.
AUGACAACUCAGCAAGCAGUUUUUGCAGAUACCAUAGCUUGCAUGAAGAAAGCCAUUAAGCGGAAGGCAUACGAUUCUGACUCUGAUACUUCAAUCGAUAAAUGUACUAACAGAGGCAAUAAGCUAAGGAAAAGAGCAAGAUUCGUUUAUGAGGGUCAGCUAGUGCCUCCGUCCGGGCCUCAAGUUUACAGAAGAACGAUCGAACAUGCUGGUUAUCACCGAGAAAUUCUAUAUCGAAACCCGCCGUUGAUUGAUGAAGAUGGCUAUGAAGUUGACAGUGAUGACGAUGACGAAAGAGCCCGAUCAGCUGUAGAUGCUACAGCUCACCUUAAUCCAUUUACACAAGUCAAACUGGAGCGGCUUCUUGCACCGCUGACAGCUGUCUCUGAAUUGCCAGACCAUCCCACGUUAUCAAAACCAUUCACAUCUCAAAACCUUACCCAUCUCACUCAACAGGCUAGAGAUAUGAUACAAAAAGAAAUGUCUUUUCUAUGGAAGCUCAAACAUUUAAUGACCAAGAUGAGUGGUGAUAAUAACUGGAUACCGUGUCAAAAUGUUGAAGGAGAAAAUGACUGGGCACUUUUCCUUGAUAAUCAAAGCAAUAAUCAUGGAAACCUAUCCAAGAACGCCAAUUUAACUGAGAAAAAGUAUCAAGCACCUUCAGGCCGAGCACUAAUUGGAGCCGAGAAACACUCUCCGGACUCUAUAAUCGCUGCCGUCAAACAACUGAUUGCAAAAGAGCAACAGAAUGGGAGCGGAAAUAGAAAUAAUAAUACCACUUUAUCAGAGGAAGAAACCUUAAAAAAAAGAGAGGUAUAUGUCGCAAAUGAGUCACAUUCGAAUCACGAAAACCACGAUCAGAAAAUUCUUUUGAUAAGCAAACAACCGGAACUAACACACUCUUUGGGUGCUGUAGAAGACAGUAGUAUUACUGAAGACCAGGAAUAUAUGCCGAUUACACACCGUAUGCGCACACGAGCUCAGACACAAGCUGACACUGAGACUACAACAGACAAAAAUACAAAAGAACCAUAUGAAAUUAAUGACGAAUCGUUUGUUCAUCCUUACUUCCUAGCUACUCAAUCUUCUCGACCGGAUCGAGAUGUUGGAAUACCCCAUAAUGAAGCUUCAGAGACCCGAAGAGUUCUACAACUUUACAUUCAAAAGCAGGAAGAGGUUUGUCGUGGUGUUAAAAAAAUAUACGACGGGUUACUCAAAGCAGAUCGCUAUCGAAAAUUAAUUAUUAAGUGGGCUAAGGCAGAUAGACACGUCGGCAUCAACAGAGAUAUGUCUGAUGGUGAAGAUUGGUAUGAUAAUGAAGAAUGGGGUCUUGACGAAGAUCUCAAGAAGGGCCAAGAUGAAGAAGAAGAGGAUGCGGCCACUACUGCAAAGAAGACUAGGACGCGAAGACAAUAA